Molecule: messenger RNA, 1335 nt
Organism: Mugil cephalus (flathead mullet)
Lineage: Eukaryota; Metazoa; Chordata; Actinopteri; Mugiliformes; Mugilidae
Gene: tspo
Product: translocator protein
Exons: 4
Coding region: 364-849 (161 amino acids)
Cellular component (GO): mitochondrial outer membrane
Source: RefSeq, a predicted model, not a curated record
CCACUGCGGUUAAGGUUAUACAACAUAUUUAUAUAGCUUCUGUGCGUUCAAAGCGAUGCUUCGCUCCCCCGCUCGUUGCUAACCACGCCGCUAACAGACGUCAGUAGUUUGGCUGCGUGUCGCGUCGCUGCGAGGCUGGAGGGAGUGUCCGAGGAGAGUCACUGACCGCUCCGAUAAGACGGCCCUGCCCGCUCCACUUACUAUAUCACAAUACACCAGCAUGCCAGAGGAUUUGUCGGUAUUUGUGCAGCUUUAGAUCCACAAUACCACUUAAACACUGUUGUGUCUGUGCGGAGGAUUUGACAUCUUGACUGAAGGUUGUUCAUAGCCUUUGUUACAGAACCGGUGCUCUUAUCUCAGACCAUGUGGAAGGCUAUGGUAGGGAUGACCGCCCUCCCACACUUGGGAGGGUUCUAUGGCGGUUACAUCACACGCAAAGAGGUGAAGGACUGGUACCCGACACUGCAGAAACCGUCAUGGCGCCCACCGAAUGCUGCAUUCCCCAUAGUGUGGACCUGCCUGUACACAGGCAUGGGCUAUGGUUCCUACCUGGUGUGGAAAGAGCUUGGAGGUUUCACUGAGGACGCGCUGGUUCCUCUGGGACUUUAUGGGGCACAACUGGCUUUGAACUGGGCCUGGACUCCUAUUUUCUUUGGCGCACACAAGCUGAAAUGGGCUCUGUUUGAGAUUGUGCUCCUCACUGGGACCGUGGCAGCCACCAUGGUGUCCUGGUAUCCCAUCAGCCGCACUGCUACUCUGCUCAUGGCGCCAUAUCUGUCCUGGCUGGGCCUCGCCACUGCCCUCAACUACUGCAUAUGGAGAGACAACCCUGACACUAAAGAAGAGUAGAGGACUUUGUAAUGUCUUUGUAAUGUCUGCUAAGGCAUUAUUUAAUCACUUACUUACGCUCAGUUAUUACACAAAAAUUCCUGCACAUUUUUACAGUUUGAGUUUAUUUAGAGGUAGAGUUUUCCAGCUGGUUACUGUCCUCUGCAGCACCUGAGCAGGCAGCAUUUUACACCUGAGAAGGCAUCGUAAGUCUGAUGUUAAACCGUAAAUGCAGUUGCCUCUCAUUAACAUUUUCCAUCCUAAAUUAAAUGAAUCAUUGAUUUGAAUUGUUGUGAGUCCACACUGGAAGACGUUAAAAGCAAUUGACUACAUAAUUCAAUUGAAAUGAAACGUUUGUUUUUUGCCGUUUGUCAAGUAAAGUGUAAGCCUGAAUGUAUUUGCUUUUUCAUGAAGAAUUUUCUAUGCGAAAGUUGUAGUUGGUCUGAGUUGCACUUAUGAGUUUGAUUUGUUAUAUAAAACAAAUAAAAUGAUGUCACUUGAAUAUAA